Molecule: messenger RNA, 1228 nt
Organism: Sebastes umbrosus (honeycomb rockfish)
Lineage: Eukaryota; Metazoa; Chordata; Actinopteri; Perciformes; Sebastidae
Gene: parapinopsina
Product: parapinopsin a
Exons: 5
Coding region: 154-1188 (344 amino acids)
Biological process (GO): visual perception; G protein-coupled receptor signaling pathway
Cellular component (GO): membrane; photoreceptor outer segment
Molecular function (GO): G protein-coupled receptor activity
Source: RefSeq, a predicted model, not a curated record
UGCAGCAUUUGUAGAGGACUUGUUGGAUUACUAAAUUGAUUUUUUGAUUUUCUUUUGUUUUACAUUUUUUGAAAGUGUUGACUUCACCUGUGGAUAUUUCAAACCUCAGUUCGAUAAGUUUUGAGCUAAGGUUGUAUAGAUGGACUGAGUAAGAUGGAGCACCUUUCCCCACACGAUGGAAACUCCUCAUCAGUCAACACGGAGCUCCUGUCUCCGACUGGCUACACAGUACUGGCCGUUAUCAUGGGUGUGUUGUCUGUGGCGGGGAUCAUCCUCAAUUUGUUGGUGAUCGUGGUGACAGUGAGACACAGACAGCUGAGGCAGCCGCUCAGCUACGCUCUGGUGAACCUGGCCAUAUGUGACCUGGGCUGUGCUGUGUUUGGAGGUGUGCCCACCACAGUAACCAGCGCCAUGGGAUACUUCAGUCUGGGACGUGUGGGCUGCGUAUUAGAGGGCUUUGCUGUGGCCUUUUUUGGUAUAGCAAGUCUGUGUACAAUAGGAGUCAUUUCUGUUGAACGCUACAUGGUGGUGUGCUAUCCCAUGGGUGCUGUCCUGUUCCAGACCAGACAUGCUGUUGCUGGGGUUGUGCUGUCCUGGGUGUGGUCGUUUGUGUGGAACACUCCACCUCUGUUUGGUUGGGGAAGUUAUGAGCAGGAGGGCGUCAAGACCUCCUGCGCCCCGAACUGGUCCAGCCGGGACGUCGGGAACAUGUCCUACAUCAUCAUAUACUUUUCCCUUUGCUUUGCUGUGCCCUUCUCCAUCAUCACGGUGUCUUACUUACGACUCUUGUGGACCCUACGUAAGGUGACCAAGCUGCAAGUAUCUGAGGCUGGCAGCACAAAUCGCGUGGAGGUGCAGGUGGCUCGUAUGAUAGUGGUGAUGGUGUUGGCCUUCCUGGUGACCUGGCUUCCAUAUGCUUCCAUGGCCCUCGCUGUCAUCAUGGACUCCAGUUUACAUAUUGACCCCAUCAUCGCUACCAUACCUGUCUACUUGGCUAAAAGCAGCACCGUCUAUAACCCAAUCAUAUAUAUUUUCAUGAACAGACAGUUUCGGGGAUACGCUGUUUCCACUGUCCUGUGUGGGUGGAACCCGUGGGCCUCAGAUCAACAAAUGUCUGAGGAUGAAACAACGGUUGCGUCUCUCAACAAGAGCCAAAGAGUCUCACCUAAACAAUCUUUGAAUGAAUAAAAGUGUACAUGGUCUCACUCCCGAGGCGGCAUCACCAGAA